Molecule: messenger RNA, 1280 nt
Organism: Amborella trichopoda
Lineage: Eukaryota; Viridiplantae; Streptophyta; Magnoliopsida; Amborellales; Amborellaceae
Gene: PAS2
Product: Protein-tyrosine phosphatase-like, PTPLA
Biological process (GO): very long-chain fatty acid biosynthetic process; sphingolipid biosynthetic process; fatty acid elongation
Cellular component (GO): endoplasmic reticulum membrane
Molecular function (GO): 3-hydroxyacyl-CoA dehydratase activity
Source: RefSeq, a predicted model, not a curated record
UGAAAAGACCCGCCCUUUUCAAUUUCAGGCAGUUGAUCAACCCACCUGUAAACGUUAAUGGCUUUCACCUACAUUCCAACUUCUCAAAACCCUAGGUCCAUUUAGGCUUUCAGAAACCCUAGAUCCAAUUUCAGAUCUAGAAACUCUGAUUCCUCUUCACAUUGUGGAGAUGCUCUGCGUUGUCCCUGUAAACUCCCUGUGAAUUGCUCGGAAUCAGCUGCCAUGGCGUCUUCUUUUGCCACCACUAGAGCUUAAGAAGACUGACAAACCCUUAGAUCCGUUUCUCAGGAAAGGUAAUCUAAUUUUCGUUGACUAUUGAAUAAUUUGCAGAGUCUCUGGGGAAACAGUUGAUUUAGCUACAAUGGCGUCGUUUUUAUCGACUGUGCGACGUGUCUACCUUACAAUUUACAAUUGGAUGGUUUUUGUGGGCUGGUUUCAGGUUUUGUAUCUAGCUUUGAGGACAUUGUAUGAAACAGAUUAUACCCAUGUGUACCAUGCAGUUGAAAAGCCUUUGCAACUAGCUCAGACUGCAGCUGUCUUGGAGAUUCUGCAUGGGCUUGUAGGUUUGGUGAGAUCUCCUGUCACAGCAACAUUGCCUCAGAUAGGCUCCAGGUUAUAUGUAACAUGGGGCAUCCUAUGGAGUUUUCCUGAGACUAGGACGCAUGUGCUUGUCAGUUCUCUAGUCAUAAGUUGGUCAAUUACUGAGAUUAUUCGCUAUUCCUUCUUUGGCUUAAAGGAGGCACUGGGGUUUGCGCCUUCCUGGCUUUUAUGGCUUCGGUACAGUACAUUUUUCAUCUUCUAUCCAACUGGUAUCACCAGCGAGGUUGGCCUUAUAUAUAUAGCUCUGCCCUAUAUCAAGGCAUCUGACAAGUACUGUAUCAGGAUGCCCAACAAAUGGAACUAUGCUUUUGACUAUUUCUAUGCUGCUAUUGUGGCAUUGGGAAUCUAUUUUCCAGGAGGCCUGCACAUGUAUCUGUACAUGAUUGGGCAGAGGAAAAAGGCUCUAUCGAAGUCUGGUAAGAAGGAUUGAAAAGAAUUUAAGCUCUUGGAAUGCCCAGGGUGUUACCUUAUCACUAUCCAAUUGCAAUAUUCUUGUAUCUGAAACUUCUUUGUUUAGUUCACAUUGGUGUUAGUAACGAUCCGGAUGUAAUUUAUAUAAUUUAUAUAGGUAGAAAGUUUGCUCUGAUCAUGCUGUCUGUAGUUUCUUUUCUGAAAGUUUGAAAAUCGAAAUGGUUGUAGGAUAUUUAAUUGUAUGAUUCAUGGGUGCAUUAUUUCUUGUA